Messenger RNA from Sorex araneus (European shrew), 1493 nucleotides. It is a transcript of the gene KCNK7, whose product is annotated as potassium two pore domain channel subfamily K member 7. NCBI's taxonomy places the organism in Eukaryota, Metazoa, Chordata, Mammalia, Eulipotyphla, Soricidae. Gene Ontology annotation, cellular component: membrane. The record is from RefSeq and is a predicted model, not a curated record. The coding region runs from base 540 to 1463 and encodes 307 amino acids. Gene Ontology annotation, molecular function: potassium ion leak channel activity. Gene Ontology annotation, biological process: potassium ion transmembrane transport; stabilization of membrane potential. The transcript has 3 exons.
CCAGUCCUGACCCACCGCAGCCUGUGGGGCAUCCCCUCUGGCUCCUGGACCCGCCCCUGCUCCACUCACGCCUCUCACUGGCUCCGCCAUCCCGUGGCCUCUGCCUGGGUCAGCUCCCCAAGUUCCCAGGAGUAGGUUAGGGGCCCCGCCCUCCUCUGGGAACCCCCAGGGUAGGGGCGCAGUCAUGUGAACCAGCUGCUUGCCUGCUGGUGGGGGCUUGCGGGAACCCCAGCAGGACAAGGGCCCGGGUGUCUUCUGAUCUUGGGGUUCACGUAAACCGUGGUGGGGUUCGCCUCUCCUUGCACCCCACCCUUCACCGCAGCCGCCAGGAGUUGGGUAAAUCACACCCGGCCCCCAGAGACCAGGGGGGGUGCCGUGCGCUCCUCUCUUCCUGCUCAUCAGCAGCGGUGCCCAGGUGCCCGCCCGCCCGCCCUCCAACCACCCACUGGCACCUCCUCCCAGCCCCACCCUGCCCAGCCCCUCCCACGCGUCUGUCGUGGAGCCACGGGCUCACACGGCACCCCAGGUUGGCGGCCACCAUGGGGGGUUUCAGGCCCUGGGCCCGGUAUGGGCUGCUGGUGGGGGCCCACCUACUGCUUCUGGGGCUCGGGGCUGUGGUGCUCCAGGGCCUGGAGGGACCCCCCGCCCGCCAGCUCCAGACCCAGCUCCAGGCCGAGCUGGCCGCUUUCCAGGCACAGCACGGGGCCUGCCUGCCCCCGGGGGCCCUGGAGGAGCUGCUGGGCACCGCCUUGGCAGCCCAGGCCCACGGGGUCUCCGGCCUGGCCAACAGCUCCGAGGCUGAGACGUGGGACCUGCCGUCAGCCCUGCUCUUCGCCGCCAGCAUCCUCACCACCACGGGUUACGGCCACAUGGCCCCACUGUCGGCGGGUGGAAAGGCCUUCUGCGUGGUCUACGCAGCCCUGGGGCUGCCCGCCUCCCUGGCCCUCGGGGCCACACUACGCCGCUGCCUGCUGCCGGCGCUGGGCCGCCCGUGCGCCUGGGUGGCCGGCCGCUGGCAGCUGGCCCCGGCGCAGGCGGCGCUGCUGCAGGCAGCAGGGCUGGGCCUCCUGGUGGCGGGAGCGUUCGUGCUGCUGCCGGCGCUGGUGCUGUGGGCCGUGCAGGGUGACUGCAGCCUCCUGGCGGCGCUCUACUUCUGCUUUGGGUCACUCAGCACCAUCGGCCUGGAGGACCUGCUGCCCAGCCGGGGCCUCGGCCUGCCCCCGGCGCUCUACUACACCGGCCAGCUUGCACUUCUCGGGUACUUGCUCCUGGGGCUCUUGGCCAUGCUCUUGGCCGUGGAGACUUUCUCAGAGCUGCCACAGGUCCGGGCCUUGGUGAACUUCUUCGGAGCAGGUGGCCCUGUGAGUGCCGAGGACCAAGCUGGCAUCCUCGGGCAGGAUGAGCUAGCUCUGAGCACCCAGCCACCUUCCCCCGCAGCACCCGGGCAAGCCCUGGCUAGCUAGGGAGGGGGGUCAGGUGACGGCUUGGGAGCC